Echinostoma caproni is the source of this 522-nucleotide messenger RNA. Lineage: Eukaryota; Metazoa; Platyhelminthes; Trematoda; Plagiorchiida; Echinostomatidae. The record is from the annotation of a GenBank genome assembly.
AUGAUCCGACUGCCACGUUAUACCAAAGCCGCGGGUGAUCAGGGCUCCCAAGUUACCCUGACCUGUUUUAUUCGAACGGAACCUGGACCGAAAGUUGGCUGGCUAAAAGACGGUCAGAUCAUCCAGUUGCCCGAAGGACAACCGCAUCCGAAGUACCAAGUCGGUCUGAUUCAUGUUCGUCCGGGAUUAUACAGGGCCACGCUCGUUUUGAACAAUGUACAGAAGACCGAUUUUGGCAAAUAUCAGUGUCAAGCUGUGAAUUUACAAGGUGAGGCCACAUUGGAUAUCCAAAUGUCCGGCACAUCGACACCGGAUGUGCCACUCAAUCUACGUCUACUAAACGCCACCAUGAACACUUUGAGAGUGGCUUGGACUCAGGGAUUUGACGGUGGACUUUCACAAACAUUCCAGGUACGCUGGCGACAAGUAGAGGCCGGAAGCAUGUAUCGAUAUGCCGACGUGGCUGCUAACGACAAUCAUAACGCGGUGGAAUAUCUGAUAACCGGAGCCCAAGUUCACUAA